AUGAGCAGACCGCCCUUCUCAGAGUUGAAACUGUAUAAGUGGUCUCGUCCUGAUACCGUGGGGCAUGCAGUUGUCAAUUUGGUGCCAUUUUGCAAUCUUGGUUUCACUUUUUUUGUCCAUCUUUCGCCUAAUUAUCCGGUCGGUUUCUUGGAUUUCUUUCAGUUUCCAUGCGCAUUUGCGGCGCACUGCAAAGCUCAACUGUCUAUCUUUGCGCAGGUGGACGACGCUGGCAAUGCCUGGGUGGCAGGCUACACGUUGAGCUCACUGGAUGGGCACACCAACGCGGGCUCGGAUGACAUCUUCCUGAUGAAAUUCGAUGCCCAGGGUGUCCACCUGUGGACGCGCCAGCGCGGUGGUGAGAGCAGUGACUAUGCUCACGCCCUUCAGGUGGACAACGCUGGCAAUGCCUGGGUGGCAGGCUACACGGAAAGCUCCCUGGAUGGGCACACCAACGCGGGCUCGGAUGACAUCUUCCUGAUGAAAUUCGAUGCCCAGGGUGUCCACCUGUGGACGCGCCAGCGCGGUGGUGAGAGCAGUGACUAUGCUCACGCCCUUCAGGUGGACGAUGUUGGCAAUGCCUGGGUGGCUGGCGACACGUAUGGCUCCCUGGAUGGGCACACCAAUGCGGGCCCGUAUGACAUCUUCCUGAUGAAAUUCGAUGCCCAGGGUGUCCACCUGUGGACGCGCCAGCGCGGUGGUGGUGGCGAUGACUCUGCUCACGCUCUGCAGGUGGACGAUGUUGGCAAUGCCUGGGUGGCAGGCUACACGGUAAGCUCCCUGGAUGGCAAUGCCAACGCGGGCAGCUCGGACAUCUUUCUGAUGAAAUUCGAUGCCCAGGGUGUCCACCUGUGGACGCGCCAGCGUGGUGGUAAGGGCCGUGACGAGGCUAACGCUCUUCAGGUGGACGAUGUUGGCAAUGCCUGGGUGGCAGGCUCCACGGAAAACUCCCUGGAUGGGCACACCAAUGCGGGCAGCUCGGACAUCUUCCUGAUGAAAUUCGAUGCCCAGGGUGUCCACCUGUGGACGCGCCAGCGUGGUGGUGGGAGCUGGGAUGAGGCUAAGGCUCUGAAGGUGGAUGUGAACGGCCAUGCCUGGGUGGCUGGCUACACGGGAAGCUCCCUUGAUGGACACAGCGCUGGCGGAAGAGACAUCUUACUGAUGAAAUUUGAUGGCGAAGGCGUUCACCAAUGGACUGACCAACGCGGUGGUGAGGGCGAUGACUAUGCUCACGCCCUUCAGGUCGAUCCCACGGGCACUGAUGCUUGGAUAGCUGGCGAGACAACAAACUCCCUGGAUGGGCACAGCCACGCUGGCGGAACGGACAUCUUUCUGAUGAAGUUUCAAGUGACUGGGUUGAAGGUUGAGAGGCGGGUAGUCGGAGCACAUCGGAGCACCGAAGUUGGAACCAUCGGGUCAGCUUCUUCAGGUGUUGUCAUGAACAGUUCAAAGUGGAAAAAAUGCCAGAUUCUGUCUGGUUUGGAGGAUGUUUGGGAGAUCUUAGGCCAGUACCCCAACUUCCAGCUGGACAACGUCAACGACGAAGCCGUCAACCAGUAUCAGCAGACCAAGAUCCACAACGAAAUCAUCAACCAGCACAGCAUCAGUGACGACCGCAUCAGCCAGCGCAAGCGCAGAAGAAGCUCGACCGGCUCUAUCGGCAUUGCCAGUGAACAGCAAACAUCAACCACGACUGCCCCAGUCGACGUCGAGAACUGGAAUGCCCAAUCGAUCGAUUUGGGCGCAAACACCGCCAGCACAUCAAGCGAACAUGAUUCGUUUGGAUUGUCAAGUGAAGAUGAUUCGACUGGAUUGCUGGUGGCUGUGGUGGUGCUGCCAUUGCUGACGGCGUGCCUUUGUGCCUCCCUGGGCAUCUGCUGUUACCGCGCGAAGCUCCGCCAGCUGCGAGGUGCCGAAGCAGAGCCUCAAGUCCCAAAUCCGCUGGCGAUGCUGCCGCCCCUUGCGUGGUCUGUGAAACCUCUCAUUUUCUCAUGGAAUUCCAGGAUGACUGCGGAAUGGCCACGGGGAAAAGUUCAGAAGCUUUCGGUGAGCGAGACGGCUUUUGAAUUGAGUGGUCGCCAGUUUCAAUUUCGACCAGGGCAAGUUCAACAUUUUACCUGGGAAGAUGGAACUGUCCAGACGGUGCAGAGCGUUCAAAAGAACGUUGUGUGGUGGAGCACGCAGCAUGCCCAUCCUGCUUGGCAACGCUUCAGGUGGGUUUGCACUCCAAAAUGCCAAAUCGAAAAUCACCACGACAUGGAGCUCACGGACUCGGCGGACUCGGGUGAUGGCUACAGAUGCACAUCGUGCUCGCGCCUCCGAGCUGGAAAGCACUGGUACUGCCCGCAACAUCAGGUGCACGUGUGCCCAGUUUGCGCAGAGCUGCCACCUGAGAUGCCCACCUUGGGGUUGGCAGCCACCUAUUUGGUGGACGUUUUUCCACCUUUGGCCCGCAGAGUGACCAGAGCUGAGAAUCCAAAUUUCUACGAUAUUUGCCCAAACUUGGCACACGGGUCGGCCGGUAUGGGUUACAACAGGACAUGUCCCAGAGAUGGAAGGCCCCACUGCAGCAUUGUGGACGCGUUGGAAGAUGCAUACAGUGGAAAGGUCACACACUUCGUUUCAUGGUGCUGGGCAUAUUCCUUGAAUGACGUUGUCAGUGCCAUUGAGCGAUGGGUGCAAAAGUCCAAUGAAGAUGCACGGAACGUCUUCCUGUGGAUGUGCUUCUUCUGUAACAACCAGUAUCGGAUCCAAGAGGAAAAGAACGCUGCAGCUGCGCCUGCUACAGGCGCCACGCAGCCUGGUGAUGUUCAAGCUGAUGAAGCUAUGAAAGCUGCUUCGGCUGCUGCAGGUGACAAACGCGUGUGCAUCACGCAGGAGAUACCAAUGAACAUCAUACUCCCCGGCGCGGCUGAGACCUUUUUCAAGGAAACUAUGUCAGCGGGCAGGAUCAGUGUGCUGACUGACGCCGUGGAUACUCUCAAUGUUCGGCAUGCCAGGGCGGGAUCCGAAAAGGACGAGGACUUGAUCAAAAGAAUCAUCCUCACCACAAGGGGUUUCGAUGCAGUGAAUUAUGCUGUGAAAUCGCGGCUCUUAGACCAGUUGACAGUUUUGUUCCGUGGCUGCAAACUUGGGGUGAAGAGGGGCGUAAGCCGGUGUGAGCGUUCAGAUGAUGAUGAUGAUGAUGAAGAUGAUGAUGAUGAUGAUGAUGACGAUGACGAUGACGACUACGACGACGACGACGAUGAUGGUGAUGACAAUGGUGGUGGUUGUGGUGGCGGUGAUGAUGAUCAUGGUGAUAGCAAGAGUGAGGAUUAA
Molecule: messenger RNA, 3315 nt
Organism: Cladocopium goreaui
Lineage: Eukaryota; Dinophyceae; Suessiales; Symbiodiniaceae
Source: the annotation of a GenBank genome assembly